CCUACUAUGGCGGCCGCCUGAGCCGGACCCGUGUAGGAUUCCGUCGGACUUCCUUCUGCAGCCCGUGACAGGUGCUGCUGUCCCAUGAUUCAUGUAGAGCCCGGCCAUGGUAGCUGGCCCCCACCCCAGCCAUGGACGAGGUCACCUUCAAAAGUGACACUGUGCUCUCAGAUGUCCACCUCUACACCCCGAACCACAGGCACCUCAUGGUGCGGCUGAAUGGCAUGGGACAGCCUGUUUUCCUGUCCCAGUUCAAGCUUCUGUGGAACCGAGACUCUCAGGCAGACUCCGGGGCUGAGGGUGGCCAUCAUGGCAUGGGUCCUGCAGAGCAGACACCGCCCUCUGGGCCAGGCAGCACCAGACCCCCUCUGGGCAGUGACUGCAGUAGUGAUAUCACCAGCCAGGAGGGGGUGGGAGCUCGGCUUGACGAGGAUGGGGAUUUGGACGUCGAGAGGAGACCGCGGGCAGCUUCGGACUCCGAGCCAGCAGAGCCUCCAAGAGACAAGGUACAUCCCACGAUUCUAGCACAGGAGGAAGAUGAUCCCCUGGCAGACGAAGCACGAGAGAGCAGCCCCCAGGAUGUCAUCAGAAUAGAGCACACCAUGGCCACCCCCCUGGAGGAUGUUGGCAAGCAGGUGUGGCGGGGUGCCCUGCUCCUGGCCGACUACAUCCUGUUCCAACGGGACCUCUUCCAGGGACGCACCGUGCUGGAGCUCGGGGCGGGCACGGGGCUGGCCAGCAUCAUCGCAGCCACCGUGGCGCGUACCGUUUACUGUACAGAUGUUGGUGCAGAUCUCUUGGCCAUGUGCCAGCGGAACGUUGCCCUCAACAGCCACCUGACUGCUGCCGGAGGCGGUGUAGUUAAGGUCAAAGAACUGGACUGGCUCAAAGACGACCUGUGCACAGACCCAGAGGUCCCCUUCAGCUGGUCGCAGGAGGACGUCUCCGACCUGUACAGCCACACCACCAUCCUGCUCGCGGCCGAAGUGUUUUACGAUGAUGACCUCACAGACGCUCUGUUUAGAACGCUGUCCCGCCUCGUUCACAGACUGGAAAACGCCUGCACAGCCAUUCUGUCUGUGGAGAAGAGGCUGAACUUCACGCUCAGACGCCUGGAUGUCGCGUGCGAGGCCUACGACCACUUCCGCUCCUGGCUACAGCGGCUGGAGAGGCUCGCGGAUGGCCGGCUGCGCUUCGCAGUGGAGCCGGUGGAGGCCUCCUUCCCGCAGCUCCUGGUCUACGAGCGCAUCCAGCAACUGGAGCUCUGGAAGAUCUUUGUGGAACCGGUAACGUGACCUGUUGCAUCCACGAGCGCGGCUUCUCAACUGGUCUCAGGAUACGUUUCUAAUAAAAUCGAAAGCU
Enhydra lutris kenyoni (northern sea otter) is the source of this 1362-nucleotide messenger RNA. RefSeq names its product methyltransferase like 22 (gene METTL22). Gene Ontology annotation, molecular function: protein methyltransferase activity. Gene Ontology annotation, biological process: protein methylation. The record is from RefSeq and is a predicted model, not a curated record. Lineage: Eukaryota; Metazoa; Chordata; Mammalia; Carnivora; Mustelidae. Gene Ontology annotation, cellular component: nucleus. Bases 132 to 1295 code for a protein of 387 amino acids. The transcript has 11 exons.